AGAGAGAGAGAGAGAGAGAGAGAGAAAAGCCCGAGCUAGUCGCCGCCGUGCUCCAGACAAGAGGACGCGCUCGAGCCGCAUGGAGGCAGACAAUAGCCCCGCGUGAGAGCUCGGCGUCCGCGGGGAGGCAGUCAUCCACGAUUUCUGCUUUCUCACGCACUCAUUCGGAUUAAUCCCAUCAUUCGCCACUCAUGCUGAUCGGACAGUCGGACACUUGCUGAUUGUCCACGCUAGCGCCAUGAGCGGGCUUCUAAAGAGGAAGUUCGAGGAGGUGGGCGAGGACCCGUGCUACUCGUCACCCUCGCCCUCCUCGCUCUCGUCGGCCUGCUCCACCUGGGACUCGGAGGGCGAGAGCUGCUACUCGGACACCCUGGAUUCCACCCCCAGCAACCCCAGCUCCCCGGCAACGCAUAUCAACACGACGUCCAUCCUCAAGAAAUCCAAGCGAGCGCGACGGAGCAACGUCACCUUUGACCAGGUGACGGUGUUCUUCUUCCCGCGGUGCCAGGGCUUCACCAGCGUGCCCAGCCGAGGGGGCUGCACCCUUGGCAUGACACCACGACACAGCGCGCGCCGCACGUACACGCUGACCGAGUUCGCCGCCGAGCAGCGGCUGCUACGCCGGGAGAAACUGCUCAACCGGCUGCGGGAAGACAAGCUGGAGGCUCUUAAAUUAAAGCUGACCAAGAACGGAACCCAGGACAGCGAAGAGGCUGAGCGGCUGACUGUGGACGACAUCCCCGAGCGGGACGUGGACGUGAGCGGCGCCAACCUGGAGGAGGGCUCUUUCCUACAACCGUACCCGUCCAAGCGGCGCUACGCUCUGCUCAAAGCCGCCGGCGUCAAGAAGGUCGACAAAGAGGAGAAGAGACAGCUGCAUGAGCUGAGGAUCUCCCGGGAACGUUGCGGGUGCGACUGUCAGGGGUUCUGCGAGCCUGAAACAUGCGGCUGCAGCCUGGCUGGCAUCAAGUGUCAGAUGGACCAUUCGUCGUUCCCGUGUGGCUGCACGAAGGAUGGCUGCGGGAACACAGAAGGCCGCAUCGAGUUCAACUCCACCCGGGUGCAGACGCACUACAUCCACACCAUCAUGAAGCUGGAGCUGGAGAAGCGACUGGAGGAGCAGUCGAGCAGCGAGGAGGCGGCGGCAGAAGCCGAGGUCAUGUCCGGCGCCGCCCCAGUGGCCCCCGCGCACCCCUUCCCCUUCAGCUCGGAGCUAGCAUCCGCCGGGGACAAUAGUUGCAGCAGCGACAUGACAGACUCGUCGGAUUCGUCGGCCCAGAGCGACGACUCCGAGGGCGGCGGGAGCCCGUGCAGGCGGCGCGCGGCGCUGGACGUGGACGAGAAAGGCCUGAGCCGCAUCCUCAGCUUCAACGACGCGGAAAACGGGGACACCGCCAAUCACGGCGCGUGCUCCCGGCAAGCGGCGACGACGGCGCAGACGUUCAACAGCUUCAGCGUGGCGGACUUUGCGGACGAGAACGACAACGCGACGCUGUUAGACAAUCGGGCCGUGUCGGAACUUUUGGACGAGAACGCCAACCAGGGCAACGGGCUCUUCCCCGGUGGCGGCGGCAUCCCGCACACGCCCUCGCCCACCGUCGAUCGCUCGGCCAGCUACAACAUGGACCUGAGCCUGUCCUCCGAGUCGGACUUGGAGUUCUUCGACGGCUUCCCCUGCCUGGGGCACAGCUCGCUCUACAACUCGCUUAAGGAGUACGAGCACAUGGACAACUUUUUCCACUUCCAGCUGCCGAGCUACCCGAGCUUGCCGGCGCCCAGCGACCCAGGCACCUGCCUCCUGGAGUCCCUCAUUGGCCUCUCCGAGUCCGUCCCGGAACCGCCCGCCACCUUUACGGACAAUCAGAUGUUGGAGGAAGCCAUCAAGAUGUCUGUAAUGGAGUCUGUGAAAGUUGGACUCUAGAUGGACACUGCUCACAAAACGUUCGGGCUAUUUCGGGUGCUGAGUUGUAAAGAAAGUUGGGCAAAACGUACUGGAACGGAACAGUUCAGAAGUGUCCAGAAUGUCCAGUUAAGUUCAACUGUAAAGUGCAUUUUAGGUUCAUCUGAAUUUUCAGCCAAAAGCCCAUUAUCCAAAACUUUUGUGCGUAGGUUUUUUUUUUAAGGGUGUUUGGUGGUACCCAUCGCAAUAUGGAGGAAGCCGUGAUCUCCUUCAUUGCCUGAAGUCCAAACUCUCCUUUGGGCGCUCGCGUGAAGGCGUCGCCGACACCAAAUCACGCCGAGAGAACUCACAACCAAACCCAAGAACGGGAAGCAGAACGAGCCGUAACAACAUAGCUGAAUGUGCACCUCAGGGAUUCUUUUGUUCUUGGUUUUCGGAGGCCAUUGCUGCCAUUGCCUUCCUCCACGUCCUGGACUUCAGGGCGGCGCGGUCCCUUUUUUUUUUUUUGCGCGGAAUCCCUUAGCUAGCAGACUCUUAAGAGGCUCGCAUGGUACAAAAAAAUUUGAAACAUCCCGCUUGAUCUGCACUUUAGCUGUACUAAAAGGCAUCAUUUUGGUCGCGUGGGGUGUGUAGUCAACCGUUAAAUUAUGGAUUUUCUUGGCUCAAACUAUUACAAAGCUGUACUUUUUUUUGGGGGGGUGGGGGGGGGCGGGGCUUUUGUCAUAAGUUAUUUCCUGCAAUGAUUCUUAUUUAUUUUCCACUCAAGAAGCACUGUGCUUCAUUUCUUUCACAACCGUCAAGUGCAAUCGUCCUCAUUUCCAAUUUUUAUUUUAUUUUACUUUUUAGGAAUCCUUAUCGGAAAAAGGCCAUCAGAAAAGUAUUUAAUAUCUAUUUGCUGACUAACUUAUUAUAUCAACAGUUAUGUUAUUUAAUUCUUUUGGCAAUAAAAAUUGAGCUGUGGAAGCCAAGCAAGAAAACUGUGGAACCCUUUAAAAAAAAAAAAAUCUCUAAAUUAUGGCAUUUGUUGUAUUUCUGCUUAUGUAAUGUAACCAUAGAGAAAUUACUAAUAUUUUGUAAGUAAUUUAUGUAGACUGACAGAGAAUUCUAAUGAAACUGACAAAUUGACUAUUUUAUUAAGCAGAAUUUUUUUCAAUCGGGGGGGGGGCAACCUUUAUGAUAUAGAAAUUAUAUUCCAUUUAUGGUGUGAAGUAUUUUUCACGGGCAGUUUUCGACGAGGUGGCGCUCAAAAAGGAUCGAUUUGAUUGUAUUCUGAAUUUUUCUCGGAAGUCUGUGAGUCGGGUCAGAGCAUUUGAAAAAGGGGGGAGAUUGCCUGAUAAAAACUGUAUAUAUUAUACAAUUUUUAUCUUGCGUGCGGAACCCUCGAUGCGAAGAAGUUGCCUCGUUUUGAAGGAGCAGAUUGUUGAAAACGCUUCCCAGGUUUCUAAAGGAUGAAGAUUUAAAAACAGAUUAAAACGACGCCAUUUUGCGGCGAGGAAGGUUCCCUUCUCAUUAAAAUGUCGAAUUCAGCUGUACGUUCUCAUGAUGACUGGGGGCGGAGCCAGCGCGUUUUUGAUGACGUAUGGGGGUCCCGACUGUGUUGCCAACUUUAUGACAUUAUUCCCACGGGAAGUGUCUAUCCAGCAGUUUAUUUUAUUUUAUUUUUUAAAACUUUUAGUGGCGUUAUCGGUGCUUCUGAGACGAUCUCUGCGACCAGACUGCACGAAUAUCGGUCGUGCGAAGCCGUCGCAGGCUUAUUUGUGACGUCACAAUUCGGUUGAAUUCAGAAUGUUUCACUCUGACACAUUUUCAGAAAAUACGAUUUGCUUGGUUUCAUUUCACACUUGAUGGGUCGUCAGGCACUCCAGGGAAUCUUUCUAGACAAUUCGCCAGUACGAUGGCGCUUUUAAAGUACUGUUUCCAACAGUGAGGGAGAAUUCAUGUGACAGGGGCAGCUGGAGAGCCCAUGUACAUAUACACGCUUCAGUUUUGCAGCUGUUCCGGCAGCUUUGUCGAGACGUCCCUUUUAAGCAGCGGUGGGGAACCCGCCACAUUCGUGAGGAUUUUUUUUUUCCUCCGUGACCGCCAUGCAAAUUCUAAAAAGGUGCAUUAUUUUUUCCCCCCCAAAGCUUCCCCACCUUCUAAUUGCCAAAAUAAUGCAUGCAGACUUGUUGAAGCCUGGAUUAGAAUUGUAUACUUUGGAAAAGUGCAGCAAUUUGAAAUUGUAUUUGCUUUUGCCUUUUUUUUUUCUUUUUUAUAUUCAUUUUUUUAAAUUCCAUCCAAUGAUGCCGUGCUUGUACAAAACCAUGAAGAAACUGCAACAGUGAGUGUUGAUCAAUGUCAUGUAUUAAUUAAGCAUACUGCUUUUUUUUUUCAAUACCUCCACUUCAAAGAACGUGUCUUACAUUUUUUGGGGGGGAUACAUUUUUCAAGCCUUUGUUGUUUAUGUACAUAUUUCUGCUUCAACGCUCCCGCAGAGCAAACAAGAGCUGCUUUAUUUUUUACGUGCUCCCACUUUAAACCUGUUGUUUGACAGACUUUUCAUCCAAGCCAUUUUGACAGCCUGUCCCUCGAAAUUAUAAAAUGUUUUCUAAA
Molecule: messenger RNA, 4492 nt
Organism: Hippocampus comes (tiger tail seahorse)
Lineage: Eukaryota; Metazoa; Chordata; Actinopteri; Syngnathiformes; Syngnathidae
Gene: csrnp1b
Product: cysteine-serine-rich nuclear protein 1b
Exons: 5
Coding region: 239-1921 (560 amino acids)
Biological process (GO): regulation of transcription by RNA polymerase II
Cellular component (GO): nucleus
Molecular function (GO): sequence-specific DNA binding; DNA-binding transcription factor activity, RNA polymerase II-specific
Source: RefSeq, a predicted model, not a curated record